This is a messenger RNA of Lonchura striata (white-rumped munia), 592 nucleotides long. The record is from RefSeq and is a predicted model, not a curated record. NCBI's taxonomy places the organism in Eukaryota, Metazoa, Chordata, Aves, Passeriformes, Estrildidae.
AUGGCGGGCGCCGGGGCGCUCCCGCUGCUGCUGCUGCUGCUGGCGGCGGCCGGGGCCGCGGGGGUGCUCUGGGGCUCCGGGGUGAAUUUGGGGGGGGUCCUGGUGGUCCCAAAGCCCCCCCAAAUUCCCCCCCAGGUGUCCUGGAGCUUGGAGCACCGCCAGGCCCACUCGGGCACCUACGAGGUGAAGUUCUUCGAUGAGGAGUCCUACAGCGCCCUGCGCAAGGCCCAGCGGAACAACGAGGACGUCUCGCGGAUCCGGCCGCUCUUCACCGUCAACGUCGACCACAGGGGGGCCUGGAACGGGCCCUGGGUGUCCACGGAGGUGGUGGCGGCUGCCAUCGGGCUCGUGGUUUAUUACCUGGCCUUCAGCACCAAGAGCAGCAUCCAGGCCUAAAAAACCCUAAAAAUACCCCAAAAAAACCCCAAAUGUUUUUUGUUUUACAACAAAAAAAAAUACAUCCCCAAACAACCCCAAAAACCAACCCAUAACCCCGAUAAACCCUAAUAAAAAACCAAAAAACGCCCCAAAGCUCUUGUGUUCUACGGCAAAAAUAACUCAUCCCAAAAACCAACCUAUCCCCCCAGAAAAA